This is a messenger RNA of Schistocerca serialis cubense, 3305 nucleotides long. It is a transcript of the gene mino, whose product is annotated as glycerol-3-phosphate acyltransferase 1, mitochondrial. The record is from RefSeq and is a predicted model, not a curated record. Gene Ontology annotation, cellular component: mitochondrial membrane. Lineage: Eukaryota; Metazoa; Arthropoda; Insecta; Orthoptera; Acrididae. The transcript has 15 exons. Bases 251 to 2911 code for a protein of 886 amino acids.
GCAGUGGGUUUCUGCCGGCUGCUCGCGCCGCAACUACCUUGCGUCAGUCAACUUGCCGAGCAUCGGGGUCUCUGCACCAUAGGUUGUCAGUGGUGUGCGUAUGCUGCGCUGACGCCGAUAAUAAACGAGCUGCAAGAAUACUUUAGUGUACCUCAUUUGGACAAAGAACAGUUUCAUAAUAGUAUGAAAUUAACAUAUUAGCCAAAUUUCCAGAUACUUUUAACACGUCUCUCAUUGCAUAUUACCCCAAAUGGCAGGAAUUUUAGAAGCGUUUCUAUUGUGUGCUGUCAUAUCUUGGCUUUUCUUCAAGUGUGGUUUGCAAGAAAUGGUGGAUGUUGUUGCAACUCGGCUUCAGCAGUUGAAUAUUCAGUGGGAACAGAAAUGGAAACCACACAACAAAUUGGCCAAUGUAGAAGCCUUUAGAGAUCAACAGAAACAUUCCUUUGCAAGUCUAAGACGUUAUGGUUACCAAGAACGUAAUCGUCAACGUUUGGCCAUCAGGGACAACAUCAGGAUUACCCUGAAUAGAAAACAGUUUCUUAUUAAGGAAGUCCCGUGGGACAUCAAGCUGAGCUGUAAAGGAAGACCAUUCAUGGGUCUGUGUUGCAGUACAUGUACACCGACCAGUCAGCAAAAUUAUUCAAAACCGGCCAAAUUUAAUAAUGUACGUGACGUUCUUCUGGCAAAUACUGCCGAAUAUAGAAACGGAUUCUUGUCAAGAAACCUUUGCCACCUCACAACUGUGUGGAAUCUUAAAAAAUAUGAAUACCCAUACAUUUAUACAAGUGUAUUACGCGACGAAAGAUUACAACAAGCAUGUGGAAUGGCAGCAGAUCAAGACAUGAGAGAAAUGAGCCAGAAGAGUGAAGACAUAUAUCAGAAGCUUGUAAAGAAACAUGAAAAAAGGGCUGCUCAAAUUUUAUGCAACAUGUGUUCAACGUUAUCAGAUUUUCUACUAAGGUUAACUUCAUGGGUGCUGUACAAAUUACUGCCCUGUUUCUUGACACGGAUUGUGGCACAUCCGGGACAAAUUCAGAUGUUGCAUCUGGCAAGUAGAAGAGGGGUGCCUCUCAUUUUUCUUCCACUACACCGCAGUCACUUAGAUUACAUAUUGAUUUCUUUUAUUCUUCUCAACAACAAUAUCCGUUCACCCCUAGUUGCAGCUGGAGAUAACCUAAACAUUCCUGUGUUUGGAUGGCUCUUGAGAGGCCUAGGAGCAUUCUUUAUUAAGAGACGAAUUGAUCCAGCAGUUGGUCGACGUGAUAUAAUAUACCGAGCAGUUUUACAUACAUACAUGAUUGAGUGCCUUCGGGCGGGUCACAAUAUGGAAUUCUUCAUUGAAGGUGGAAGAACUAGAACUGGAAAACCAUGCUUUCCUAAAGGGGGCCUUUUAAGUGUCAUUGUUGAUGCAUACAUGGAUGGCACAAUUGAAGAUGCUCUACUUGUGCCAGUGAGUGUAAAUUAUGAGAAACUUGUAGAUGGCAAUUUUGUACGAGAGCUUCUAGGCCAACCCAAGCAGAUGGAAACAUUCACUCGUGCAAUUCGUGGCAUCUGGAAAGUUCUGAGUUCAAACUAUGGAACAAUGAGAAUAGAUUUCAACCAACCUUUCUCGUUGAGGGAACUUGUGCAGUCAUUCCAAUCACUUAACAAGCAGAAAUCAAAAUUCUUUUCUGACAACAUUGGAGAUAACACAUAUAAUCAGUACCUGAGUCCAAGUGAUGGUAAUGCAAACAACUUGACCAUGGAAUGCAACAAAAAUUUCCAUUCGGCUCCAUCAAGCACUUCACUUUAUGGUACGGACUUUGUUGAUGAAGAACAUAGGUUGCUGGUAGAAAGUAUUGCUAGGCAUAUCCUAUUCGAUGCCAGUUGUUCCACAGCAGUCAUGUCUACCAAUGCAGUAGCAUUUCUGCUGCUGGGAAAAUUUAGGACUGGCGCUACUGUUUGUCAGCUUGUUCAAGAAUUGGACAGGUUACGUGAUGACCUACAUCUUGCUGAAAGAGAUACAGGUUUCUCGGGACAUUCCGUUGAUGUCAUUAAUCAUGCUCUUGAACUUCUGGGUCCUGGCCUCGUUAGAAAAGACAGACGAGUGGUUUCUUUAGACGGCCAGUCAGAACCAGAACCUACUGUUUUUAUUGAGCCAGUUACUAUGCUGCCUAAUGUUAUAGAACUGUAUUAUUAUAGCAGUGCAUUACUUCCAUUCUUUGCUGUGGAAGCUGCACUAGGUUCUUCCCUUUGUUCUCUCAUACAAUGGGAGUGUCAGUCACCACAAACGAAACAGAUAUCUGAAGAAGCUAUCAUACUGCGGGCCUAUGAACUGUGUAAUAUACUUCAGUUUGAAUUCAUCUUCUGCAAACCUUGUCAGAUGUUGGAAAAUGUCAUCAUUGACAAGCUAGACAAUUUCAAGUACAAAGACAUUUUGUCACAGGAUAUAGUAUGUUACACAGAAGAGCAGGAGAGGAGUCGAAGACUAGCAAGAUACAUUUUGCCAGAUGAUAGUUCAGAUGAAGAAUCAUACACAAAGCCUACACAUUAUGUGGUAAAUCUUGAUGCAAAAUCCAUAGAGCAUCUGAGAUAUUUUGAAGGUCUUUUAAGACCAUUGAUCGAUACAUAUGCUAUUAGCGCAGAAGUUCUGAGUCGCCUUGUAGGCCGGCAACUGCUCGAGAAGGAACUGGUUCAAGAAAUUCUAGCAGAAAUCAAAACACAGAUUGACCUUGGUCACUGCUUUCAUGAGGAAAGUUUGUCUGUUGAACUUGUGAAGAAUUCGCUUAAGUUGUUUGAACAUUGGGGUCUGCUGGAGUGCCAUACACAAGAAAAAAUCAAAUUAUAUUAUUUGAAAGAAGAAUUUGAUUCCGAACAUCAAGUGCAGAAAAUUUUUGACAAGAUUCAAAAAUUCAGGAUCAUCAAGAGAUGAACUUAGCAUCACGUUUGUGCAGUAUAUAUAACAUUACAGUGAUUCAAAACUGUUCAGUUCAAUUAAGGUUCUUUAUUUUUCCUCCUUUGCCCAUUGUCAUCUAGGUUUUACUUUCCCUGAUGAUAUGUAAAAUCAAGAAAUUGUUGUACAUACACAACCAUAGACAUAAUUUUUGCAGAUUAUCAGACACGAUUUUCUGCUAUAAAAUCCAUUAUUGAUUGCAGAUUCUGCAGCUUUAACGGAAAAAGUCCUGUAUCUGAGAUAUGUAUUCUUAGAGAAUGGAAUAAUGUAAAAUAAUUGUCCUCAGUGGCAUAUAUUUUGUGAGAGUUCUCACAGUUGUACAUACUUAGAAUAAUUUUAAAUACAGUACAAUAAAGUUUAUAUUUUGUUUGUA